AUGGUGGAAAAUCUCGUGACCUGUUAUGAGGAAUCACUAAGGCUGGAAGAAGCAUCAGUGCUGUUCCAGGUAAGUUUGCUUUCUCUUGGGCAUACUGUUAAUGGUAUGAGCUGCAUGCCUGCUAUAUUUGGAUGUGAUUCUGAGAGUAAUGGGCAACUGAGAUUUUCAGAGUUUAUUUGGUUUAAGAGCAGCAGUUUAGUGAGGCAACACAUGGUAGAGAGAAAGCUAAUGCAUUAUUCUAGCUUACAAACCAUUCUGUUAGUUGGAGAAGGCAAUUUCUCAUUUUCUUCAGCUUUGGCUACUGCAUUUAAAUCUGCAAAAAACAUCGUAGCCUCCUCAUUUGAUAGCAAAGCAGACAAAGUCUUGAGGGUUUAUGAUACAGCUCGUAGUUCAAUUGAGAACUUGGAAAGUCGUAAAGCAUUGGUACUGUAUGAGGUGGAUGCAACCAGAUUGCAUGAAAUUGAAGAUCUAAGCGCCAGGAAGUUUGACAGAAUUGUAUUCAAUCUCCCUCAUGCAGGCUAUUUUCCCGGUGGGGAACGCAGUAAAAAAGCUAUCAAAAAGAACAAAGAGUUGGUGAGUAUGUUUUUGGAAAGUGCUGCCAAGCUGCUGAGCUUGUGUGGAGAAAUUCAUGUUACUAACAAGGUUGGGCCACGCUACAAAAAAUGGAAUUUAGAAGAAGAAGCAGAAAAGUAUGGGCUGUAUUUGAAGGAGUCUGUUAGUUUUCAAAAAACAGAUUAUCCUGGUUAUAUGAACAAAAGGGGAGGUGGACCAAAGAUCAACAGAACCUUCCGUCUGGGAGAGUGUAGAACUUAUAUGUUCUCGGCUCCCUGA
This is a messenger RNA of Cryptomeria japonica (Japanese cedar), 831 nucleotides long. RefSeq names its product heavy metal-associated isoprenylated plant protein 41-like. Lineage: Eukaryota; Viridiplantae; Streptophyta; Pinopsida; Cupressales; Cupressaceae. Gene Ontology annotation, molecular function: rRNA (uridine-N3-)-methyltransferase activity. Gene Ontology annotation, biological process: rRNA base methylation. The coding region runs from base 1 to 831 and encodes 276 amino acids. The record is from RefSeq and is a predicted model, not a curated record. Gene Ontology annotation, cellular component: cytoplasm. The transcript is spliced from 5 exons.